Messenger RNA from Drosophila eugracilis, 1013 nucleotides. RefSeq lists its product as uncharacterized. The coding region runs from base 149 to 790 and encodes 213 amino acids. The transcript has a single exon. The record is from RefSeq and is a predicted model, not a curated record. Lineage: Eukaryota; Metazoa; Arthropoda; Insecta; Diptera; Drosophilidae.
UGACUCCCAUCACUAAAAGUGUUAGCUUGUAAAAUUGUUGAGAUUUAAAAUUGCUUAGACUGGCUAUAAUGGUCAGGGUUUGAUCCCAAAUACUCGUUACCUGCAGACGCAGAUUUCGGCGAAUACAGGCAGGCAGAACGUGAAACAGAUGUAUAUAAACUACAGCCGCUCCUCAGCGAUCAACCAGACCAUGGAUACUUCCGAAUCGAUGAAUACGUAUACGGAGGGAGACCAUCUGAACGGCUCCUUUCGCCUGCAGUGCUCGAUGUCCUCUUUGGACUUGGAAAGUGAAAGUGAUUUAUCUCUCGCUUUCGAGCGCGAAGAGCAGUCUCCAGAUGGAAGCUGUGACGAGCUACCGGCCUUCGAAAUCCGCGCCUUCUCGCCCCAUGGGCGCACUCCUUCGCCCAUCGACGACCUCAACCUUUCGGACAUCGAGACUCCCACGCAGCCGCUGAGGCAGCAGGUUUCUCCGGAAGAAGAUGAGCCCUCACGCAGGAAUGAUCCACAAUACGUGGCCCUGCACGAGAUAAACGCCCAGAUAAGCCCGCCCAGCGACGCCAAUGACUCCAACAGCCUGGAGACAAUAUUCGAGGGAGUCUUCCUAAGCACACCGCCUCGCGAAAAGGUCACCAGCUCCAAUUCCCGCUUCACGCCCAAGCGCAGCCGGGCGAAUCUCAUUGAACUAAUGGCCAUUGGAAACCGUCUGCACGGUGGCAAGGAGAACCAGUCGCCGGGAGCGCGGGUCUCCGAUCCGCAGUCGCCAUCGCCUCCAAAGGACCCUAGCAAGUAAAUACCCAACUGAUUCCAACCAAAGCCAUGGAGCCCUCGCUCAGACUGCCAUCGACGUUUUAGACUAAGUUAGCAUUUACCUGAAUUAGUGAUUCUACCCGGCCAGCAGGUGUACACCUCGAUGUGUAUUCGCGGCUGAUCCUUGAGUUAAUCUUCGCUACGUGCCCUGCGUUUUCUAAUGUCAGUGUUAAAUAAAGAUUGUCUUACCAUGUUUCAAACAUUAA